Molecule: messenger RNA, 585 nt
Organism: Melampsora larici-populina 98AG31
Lineage: Eukaryota; Fungi; Basidiomycota; Pucciniomycetes; Pucciniales; Melampsoraceae
Exons: 2
Coding region: 1-585 (194 amino acids)
Source: RefSeq, a predicted model, not a curated record
AUGUUCCCAACGUUCAUGAUCUAUGGGCAAUCGCGUCGCUGCUUCACGCCUGAGCUGCGAGCAAUUGCCUUCCAGGCUCGACAGCCGACUUCAGAACUGGCACGACAAACUUCACCGAAACGCACCUGGGACUUCGAACACUUUGUCAAAGUCCACCUCGACCAAUGGUCCUUCCAUGCGAUCCCUUCUGGCAUCCAACGUCAUUUAGAAAGAUAUGGCUUUCUGACUGCCCAAGAACUUGAUGCGAUAUCCGAUACUAUCUAUACCUUAGUGGAUCAGCUUCAAGAUACUUUUUCUACCCUCUGCAAAGCCCAACGUGCAGUGAAAUAUAUUGAGAUGACAUUGGAUUUGUCUGACCCCGAAGUUUCCGUCCACCAUGCUCUACUCGUGGCACAACUGAAGGUCUCGAAAACGGAAUAUAAGGAGUAUAUGCGCACAUUCAAGCGUUACAAUAAGGGCAUUGCCAAACUUGGAGCAAUACUUUCUCGGGAGAACAAGAGCACCUGUGAUUUUGAGGAUGCUGAAGCUGGAUCGGUUGUUGAACCCACCUCACCAGUUGUCGAACCCAAUGCACCGCUAGCCUAG